AUUGCGAUGAUAGCAUUGAUAUUUGUUUGAUCAUUCAAUUGAAAUCAGAAAGCGGAAACAAUAAAUUUAAGAAUAUUAUGUUCGAUGACGAGCGUUUGGUGCAACUAGUACAGAGCCAUGAAGUCGUUUAUAAUAAAUUUUCCUCGGGCUACCGGCUGCCACUAAAAUGGCAAUCGGCAUGGGAGGCUAUAGCCAACGAUUUAGGAGCCACAGAGGAAGAAUGCACUAAACGUUGGAAAACACUGCGCGAGCGAUACACAAGAGAAUGCAAGGCGUUGGAUGCACCGUCCGGAAGCGCUGCAAAAAGCUCAACAGCUUGGUCAUUGUUUGAUCAACUAAAUUUUCUUAAACCUUACGUGAAACCACGAAAUAAUCGAUGCACAUUCAACGUGUUGGAGGAACCGUUUCGCUAGUCUCACCUU
Molecule: messenger RNA, 422 nt
Organism: Rhagoletis zephyria (snowberry fruit fly)
Lineage: Eukaryota; Metazoa; Arthropoda; Insecta; Diptera; Tephritidae
Product: transcription factor Adf-1-like
Biological process (GO): regulation of transcription by RNA polymerase II
Cellular component (GO): transcription regulator complex; nucleus
Source: RefSeq, a predicted model, not a curated record